This is a messenger RNA of Aureobasidium uvarum, 280 nucleotides long. The record is from the annotation of a GenBank genome assembly. Lineage: Eukaryota; Fungi; Ascomycota; Dothideomycetes; Dothideales; Saccotheciaceae.
UAUCGAAACUGACCGCGGUACGCAGGGUAUGGAGCAAGAUCUCAAGACUGACCCUCCGUGCCAUCCUCGUGCAUGUGCAAUCCAAGGUACGAGGUUGGGUCCGGUCUCUCACUCAGACAGCGGUAUUCACAUAGCGGCAGAUUGCAUACAAAAGAAUGGCUACGACGAAAGCAAAUGCCAGAAGCAGAUUGACGCUCUGUACGAAUGCUGCAAUGCCUUCUACGAGAAGAAUGGCGAUAGCGCAUCAACCGUGAGUUGCCCAAAGGCUGGACUUCUGAGG